GGGUGUGAGUGUGUCACGGUGUGAGUGUGGCACUGGGUGAGUGUGUCACUGUGUCUCCAGUGUGUGAGUGUGUCAGGGUGUGAGUGUGUCAGGAUGUCACUGGGUCACUGUGCCACUGUGUGAGUGUGUCACUGUGUGAGUGUGCCAGGCUGUGAGUGUGUCACUGGGUCACUGUGCUUCUAAGUCAUUGUGUCACUGUGUGAGUGUGUCCCUGUGUGAGUGUGCCAGGGUGUGAGUGUGUCACUGGGUCACUGUGCUUCUAAGUCAUUGAGUGUGUCACUGUGUGAGUGUGUCACUGUGUGAGUGUGUCUGUGAGUGUGUCACUGUGUGAGUGUGUCAGGCUGUUUGUGUCACGCUCGUCGUGUCGCCAUGUUGGUGUGCCCGCAGUGCACCACCACGGGACGUCGGUGCCACAUGAGUGUGAUUGUGUCAUUGGGCUGUGACUGAGUGAGUGAGUGAGUGUGCCCCCAUUGUGGCCCCAUUGUGGCCCCAUUGUGGCCCUAUAGUUGUGUGGUUGUGUCCAUACAGUUGUGUAGUUGUGUUAUUGUGUAGUUGUGUUGUGUUGUUGUGUAGUUGUGUGGUUGUGUAGUUGUGUUGUUGUGUGUUGUGUGUUGUGUGGCCGUGCCCCCAUUGUGGCAGCACCGUGGCUGUGGGGUCACAGCGCCGUCGGCCCCACACGUGCAGAGGACACACAGGGCAUGGCAGGCGCCGUGUGGCAGACACUGCUGGCCCUAUUGGGGCUGUACCCCGGGCUGUGCCCGUCGCUGCCCCCCGCCCCCCGCCCACGACCCCCGGACCCUCGCGCAGACCUGGACGGCGUCGUCAGCCUGGCCAAAGCCCUCCUGAGCGACACCAAGGCCUUCCUGCUGCAGCUGCGGUCGCGCUUCCCCGCUGAGGGCGAACACAAACUGGACUCGCUGCCGUCACUGUCCAUGAGCGCCCUGGAGCUCAGCAACAUCCAGCCACCCGGCGCCCUGUCCCGGCUGAGCUCGGACCUGCAGCGCUACCAGCGGCACCUCGAGUGGCUGCGUCGCUCCGGGCCGGCGCUGCGCCCCCUGGAGGCGGAGCUGGGAGCGCUGCACAGCCGGAUGGAGCGGCUGCUCAGGCGGCUCGACCACCUGCUGUCCCGGCUGAGCCUGAGCCGCCCCAACGACCCCCACCCAGCGCUGCCCCCCCCCGGCUCCCCAUGGGCAGCCGUGCAGGCGGCGCACGCGGUGCUGAGGGGGCUGCACCUCCAUCUGGACUGGGCAUCCAGGGCCCUCGUGCUGCUCCGGAACCGGCUCUGACACCUGGAGUCACGUGAGCAGCGUCACGUGAUGGCGGGCGGCAAGGUCACAUGACACGGUACAGUCACAUGACACGGCACGGUCACAUGACACUGCACGGUCACGUGAUGGUGAACGCAGGUGACUUGCCCCCCCCCCCCUUUAUUUAUGCGCUAUUAUUUAUUAUUAUUAUUUAUUAAUUGCGUUCCGUUGUAUCGCCACCCUCUAUUUUAUUAUUUUAUUCGCCUUAAUUUUAUUAUUUUAUUGUUAUUUUAUUAUUAUGACGGUUAUUUUAUUGUUAUUGUUAUUUUAUAUCCCUCCUCCCGGUUGUUUAUUGCCCCCCCCGGCCUUAAAGGAUUGAAAGGGAAAUAAAAAAGAGCAGCAAAA
This is a messenger RNA of Coturnix japonica (Japanese quail), 1652 nucleotides long. It is a transcript of the gene IL11, whose product is annotated as interleukin 11. Lineage: Eukaryota; Metazoa; Chordata; Aves; Galliformes; Phasianidae. Gene Ontology annotation, biological process: positive regulation of cell population proliferation; positive regulation of MAPK cascade. Gene Ontology annotation, molecular function: growth factor activity; cytokine activity. Gene Ontology annotation, cellular component: cytoplasm. The record is from RefSeq and is a predicted model, not a curated record.